Molecule: messenger RNA, 1174 nt
Organism: Silurus meridionalis
Lineage: Eukaryota; Metazoa; Chordata; Actinopteri; Siluriformes; Siluridae
Gene: pnpla4
Product: patatin-like phospholipase domain containing 4
Exons: 8
Coding region: 183-947 (254 amino acids)
Biological process (GO): lipid homeostasis; triglyceride catabolic process
Cellular component (GO): cytoplasm; lipid droplet; membrane
Molecular function (GO): triacylglycerol lipase activity; retinyl-palmitate esterase activity
Source: RefSeq, a predicted model, not a curated record
CGGAAGUAAAGCGGAAACACGUGGGAUGAUCCAUGAACGCGGUCAGGUCGCUUUGCUGAGGGACGGCUCUUCCUGCUUUCCUGGAAGUUUAAUGGAAGCAAAAACCUUGGAUUAAAUCAUCUCUACUUCUAUAAGAAGAAGAAAAAAAGCAAUUAAGAAGCAAAAAUUGAAGGGAUGCCGUGAUGGCGGUGGUCAACUUGUCUUUUGCUGCUUGUGGUUUUCUGGGUAUCUAUCAUCUUGGCGCAGUCGAAGCUUUCCUCACACAUGGGCAGAGGCUGCUGUCGUGUUUAAGAGCCUGCGCUGGGGCGUCAGCUGGGGCUCUGGUGGCCGCCGUUCUCAUCACGGCUCCCGACAAGCUCGAGCAUUGCAAAGAAUUCACCUACAAAUUCGCCCUGAAUGUCAGGAAACAGAAGCUCGGUGCGAUCACGCCUGGAUAUGACUUCAUGCUUGAGCUUAGAGGCGGCAUCGACCGCAUCCUGCCUCCCGACGCUCACCUGUUGGCCAGCGAGCACCUCCAUGUCUCCCUGACCAACUGCAGGACGGGGAAGAACAGCAUGGUGUCCAGCUUCCCCUCCAGAGAACACCUCAUUAAGGUUCUUCUGGCCAGCAGCUUUGUUCCUCUGUAUGCAGGAGUAAAGCCAGUGGAGUUCCAGGGCCAGAAAUGGAUGGAUGGGGGUUUCACAGACAGUCUUCCUAUUCUUCCUGUUGGUCGGACCAUCACCGUGUCUCCGUUCAGCGGGCUGCAGGACGUGUGCCCGCCUCACCUGGGUCACAGGAAGCUGAGCGUUAGACUGGCUAACAUGACCAUUACACUUUCCACAGAGAACAUCAAACGGCUGAACCAGGCCUUGUUCCCGCCGUCCAUGCUCCGAAUGCAAGACUUACAUCAGGAAGGCUAUGAGGACACAAUGCGCUUUCUCAGAACGGAGGGCUGGACGCAGGCAUAAAAAUAAUAAUAAUAAUAAUAAUAAUAAUAAUAAUAAAUGUUUUUUUUCAAGUGUUUUGCUCUUGUUAAAUGUCUGUAUGAGAAACCGUUUUAGGCAUGUUUAUGUAUGAGGUCAUUUUUUUAUAGUAAUGUCAAUUUUAAAGUUAUGUAUUGUAUUAUUUAAGUGCAUUCUCACAAUGUGUUGCUGCUGAAAUGUCUGGAUUGACAAAUAAAAGUUUUUUUUACAUA